Rhizophagus irregularis DAOM 181602=DAOM 197198 is the source of this 5104-nucleotide messenger RNA. RefSeq lists its product as uncharacterized. Gene Ontology annotation, biological process: regulatory ncRNA-mediated heterochromatin formation. NCBI's taxonomy places the organism in Eukaryota, Fungi, Glomeromycota, Glomeromycetes, Glomerales, Glomeraceae. Gene Ontology annotation, cellular component: nuclear RNA-directed RNA polymerase complex; nucleus. Gene Ontology annotation, molecular function: helicase activity; zinc ion binding. The record is from RefSeq and is a predicted model, not a curated record.
UGAUCCAUCAAUUUAUCCUAUCGCAUUAAGUGAAAUUAUAAAUUAUAAUAAAACUAGAAAAGAAUCAUUAGAAAAAAGAUUUAUGGUAGAAUCAACUGGUGUUUAUUUAGAAGCUUAUUAUCAUAUUCUUAAAACUCUUCAAACUACAAAUCCUUCUUCUUUACCUUUUGAAAAAUAUUUAGCUCCUAAUUUUGAUGAUAUGAAUAAUGAUGAAAAUAAGAAAGGAAAAAUGAAGGAGGGAGAGAACUAUACUCUUGAUAUUAAAGUUGAAAAUCCUAUAUAUACUAGAGCUCCAGGAUUUCGAUUUGAUUUAUCGAUUUUAUGUAAAAAUCAACAUAAUAUACAAUUAAAUGUUGCUGAUGAAUGUACUCAUGAUGAAGUAGCAAAAAAUAUCGUUAAAUAUAGUAAUAUUGGUAAAUUACCAAAUGGAACUCCUUAUGGAUUGGACGAAACUCAAGCCAAGGCGUUGAUAUCAUCCUUAACACGUGAAAUUGCGUUAGUUGAAGGACCACCUGGUACAGGUAAAACUGUAGUUGGUGUUCAAAUAAUGAAAGUAUUAUUAGCCAAUGAAAAUCGAAAAGCAAAAGUUGGGCCAAUUCUAACCAUUUGUUUUACUAAUCACGCUCUUGAUCAAUUCUUGGAGCAUUUACUUGAUGAAAAUAUAACUAAUAUAGUGAGGUUAGGUUCUCGAUCGAAAUCUGAAAAGAUCAAAGAAUUUAGUUUAGAAGAAGUUUGUAGAAAUCGUGCUCGUACUAAAAAAGAAUCUUAUUUAUUAGCAAAAUUAUAUGAAGAGAUUGAAAAAAUAGGAAGUGAUACUGAAAAAGUAAAAAAUACUUUAUUUAGAAGAUGGAUGAGAUGGAGUGAUAUAAAAGAUUAUUUAAUGGCUGAAGAGAGAAGAUUUUACGAUAAAUUUGUUAAUAUAACUGAAAAUGAUUUACCAAGUUGGGUUUUAGGAACUGAUGAUGAUGAUGGGUUUCAGACUGUUAAAAAAAAUAAUAAACAAAAGAGAAUAUAUCCAUUUGAGGAAUGGACAAAAGGAGGUGAUAUUACAAUAAUUAAAAAGAGAAAGGAACUUUUAUUAAAUCCACCGAUAAGUAAUAAGAAAAUUGUCAAAAGUGGAUCAAAUGCAAAUACGUAUGAAUUAUUAAGAGAAGAGUUCGAAGAUGAAAAGGAUAUAAGUGAUGAUGAAUCACAAAUUGAUCAUUAUACAAUAGAAUGGAUCAAAAAUUACGAAGAACCAGAAACGGAUCGACCUUUGGAUGUAUUAUUAAACGAUCAUUCAGUUUGGAAUAUGUCAAUAAUAGAAAGACAUAAACUUCAUGAUUAUUGGCGUACAAAAAUUUAUAAUGAAAUUGUGGAAAAAUUGUCAGAAUUACAAGAAAGACAUGGAAAAAAAAUUAAAGAAAUGAAUGACAUUUAUGAUGAAGCACGUCGUCAAGUAUUAUUAAAAAGUGACGUUAUCGGUAUGACUACGAACGGUGCAGCUAAAUUCCAACAAUUAAUUAGAUCAAUUGGCCCAAGAAUUAUCAUUUGUGAAGAAGCAGGAGAAGUGUUAGAGGCUCACAUUCUUAGCGCAUUAACCCCAUCGACCCAACAUUUGAUAUUGAUAGGUGAUCACAAACAACUUCGACCUCACAUUGCAACUUAUUCUCUUAGUAUGGAUUCAACAGCGGGAAAGAAUUAUCAAUUGGAUAAAUCAUUAUUUGAAAGAUUAGUUUAUGGUGAUAAAGCAGUUAAAAUUGAGAAGGUUCAACUUUUGACCCAAAGACGAAUGAGAGGAGAAAUAUCAGAUUUAAUUAGACGCACACUUUAUCCAAAUUUAAUUGAUGGCGAUAAUACUACAACAUACGAGAAUGUACGUGGAGCUCAACAUAAUGUAUAUUUUGUUGAACAUAGAAAUCCAGAAGAUAGUUCAGGUGGAGAGUAUGCAAUAAAAUCUCAUGUGAAUAGAUAUGAAGUUAGAAUGGUCGUUGAGAUGGUAAAAUAUUUCGUCAGAAAUGGAUAUACUAAACCCGAUGAUAUAGCUAUACUUACUCCUUAUUUAGGACAAAUGAUUAAAAUUAGAGAUGCUUUAGCUAAAUCAUUUGUUGUUGUCAUUGACGAAAGAGAUGCGCUAAAUAUUGCUGAGAUGGAAGAACAAGAACAACAAGGUGAAACAAAUACUAGUUAUGUAGAAACUGUAAGCGUUGCAUCAAAAAAAUCAUUAAAUCAACAGGUUACUUUAAGGACCGUUGAUAAUUUCCAAGGUGAAGAGGCAAACAUAAUUAUUGUUUCUCUAGUUCGUAAUUUCACUCAAUCAGGUAGACAUGAAUCUAUUGGAUUCCUAAAAAGCCCGAACAGAAGUAACGUAUUAUUGUCACGCGCUCGUAAAGGAAUGUAUCUCAUUGGUAAUUCUGAAUUAAUGGCAAUGAAAUCUCAAGAUAUGUGGACUCCAGUAAUUAAUAUUUUAAAUGAUCGUAAACAAGUUGGUUUUGGUAUGCCAAUUGUAUGUAAUAAACAUCCUGAUUAUAAAAAUAUCAUCAUUGAUCCUGAUCAGUUUGAACAAGUUAGUCCAGAUGGUGGAUGUUAUGAAAAUUGUAAUAUGUCACUUCCUUGCGGACACAUAUGUAAAUAUAAGUGUCACUCAGAUGAUCCUGAACAUAUUGGAGUAAGAUGUAACGAACCUUGUAUAAGAUUACAUCCGGAAUGUAGCCAUCCAUGUCCAAAACUUUGCUCUGAUUAUUGUGGAAAAUGCGAGUUUCUUAUCGGAGAUAUUAUAUUACCUGGUUGUGGUCAUGAAAUAAAAAAUGCCAAAUGUUGGCAAGAUCGAUCUAAGGAUUCACUUAGAUGUACAAUCUUAGUUUCUAAAAAAUUACCAUAUUGUGAGCAUUAUCAAGAUACUUACUGCUCUGAUUCUGUUGAUAAUGUCAAAUGUACAGAAAAAUGCAGAAAACAAUUGGAAUGUGGACAUGAAUGUUUAAAUGAAUGUUAUAAAUGUCAAGAUCUCUCUAAACCACAUGAAGAGCCCGAAAAUGAGGAAACAAAAGAUGAAACAAAAGAAGAAACAAAAAUAAUCGUUCCUAUUGAACGAACACAACAUGGAAAAUGUAAAAUUGUAUGUGACAGAUUAUUAUUUUGUGGGCAUGCAUGUAAACUUUACUGUCAUGAAGGAAGAGAAUGCCCACCAUGUAAGAAUCUUUGUACAGUGAUAUGUGAACAUACAUCAUGUCACAAGCAUUGUUUAGAUCCCUGUGCUGUAUGUGCAGAAAAAUGUUUAUGGGAAUGUAAACAUCAAGGAAGAUGUGAAUUAAGUUGUGGAGCUCCUUGUUAUAGAUUACCUUGCAACGAAAGAUGUAAUAAAGUAUUGGAAUGUGGACAUAAAUGUGCCGGAGUUUGUGGCGAGAUCUGCCCUUCAAAAGAUUUUUGUGUUAAUUGUGCUCCUGAAAAAGUUAAAAAUCAAGUGUCAGAUAUGAUUAUUAAUAGUACGUUUAGUGAAGUAGAUUGGGAACAAGAAAGAAUGAUUGUUCUUACUUGUGGGCAUGUAUAUACUAUGGAAACUAUGGAUAUGCAUAUGGAAAUGAAAGAUUAUUAUGAAGGUUCAAUCGAAGGAGGGUGGACAUCAAUUAAAAUACUUCCAACUUCACCAAUGAAUAUGAAAACGUGUCCAACAUGUAGAGCACCAAUUAAAGGCGUCAGGAGAUACGGGAGAAUAAUUAAUAAAUACACAUUAGAUAUACAAAAUAAGAAAUUCCUGUCAAAAUAUGAUCGUCUAUUAAAAGAAGUUGCCAACUCAAUUACUUUUCUAAAGAAUAAAUUGGUUAAUAAGAGAAAAGGAUUAAAAAAUGCUUUACCGAAACACGAAUUUAGGCAAACUGAAGUUGUGCUUAAAGAACAUAAUGUUAUAAACGAAAAUUUACCUGAAAUCCUACCUCAUGAUUAUUUUGAGGAUAUUGAAAUUUAUCAUGGGUUUGAUAAAAUUAGCAAGAAAGCAUGGAUUACUCAUAUUAGAAAAUUUUUAAAUUGUUAUCAGAGACUAAUUUUAAUUAUUGAGGAUACGAAAUUACCACCUCAUAAAAAAGCCUUCGAAGCCGCCGUUUCAAGUUUAUAUCAAGCUAAAUUAGCACAAGAAGAUUCUAUAAAUGAUUUGGUUGAAAAUUUAUUGAAUUUUCAAAUUUCGGAUGAUUCUUCCUCCUCUUUUGAUCAUUCUUUACCAUAUGUUAAUGCUUUAAAAUCAACUCCAUCCGAAACUUUUCAAGAAACGCUUUCACAAGUAGGAAUUUCAAUACCACAAGUAGAUCGUAGAAUUUAUUUGGAUGCAUUUUUUGAAAUCAUCAAUAUACAAAAAAUUUUGCAUCACGAAAUUUUAUUCAUAAUUCAAGAAUUAUCAAAGGAAAUAACAUCUUUUAUUAUUAUAUCAGCUGAAAAUGAAAAUGUCUUAAGUAUUAAAGAAGUUUGGAAAAACUUUAUUGAAAGAUUACAACUUUCUAUUCAAAAUCAUUUAAAUACAAUAAGAGAAGUGGCUGAAUCUACUCAUUAUGGUAGACAUUUACUUUUGGUUGAUGUAGAAAUAUUAGAUUUUGACCUUAAAUUGCUCAGAUAUCAAUUAAGAUUUCCUCCUAAUGGAAGUAGCGUAGUCGGUAGAGCACUUCAAGAAAGAAUUACAGAAAAAUGCGAGAAUAUUAGAGAACGUAUUGCAAAUAUUAUUGACAGUCAGAGAUAUAAAAAUUCCGAAGAGGGAUUUAGGGAUGGCCUUUACAAGAGACUAGCAAAUUUAUUGGAAAAUUGUAAUGAAGUUGAAAAUUGUGCAAUGAAUUUGAGUAGAACAUUAAGUAUUGAAGAAAAGUUAGAGAUUCAUCGAGCUAUGAAAUCAGAAUUUAACAGUUCAGGACAUUGGUAUGAAUGUCCAAAUGGACAUCCGUACACGAUUGGGGAAUGUGGUGGAGCUAUGCAAUUGAGUAGAUGUCCUGAUUGCCAUGAGCAAAUUGGUGGAGGUGAUCAUCAAUUAACCUCCGGAAAUAGAAUAAAUUCAGAAUUUGGUUCUAUGUACUGAUAAUUUUGCAAUGUAUCUAUUUAUUAUUUAUUUUUCUUUUUUGAAUUUUAUUUCAUUAUAAAUACUUUAUUUGCU